Molecule: messenger RNA, 1065 nt
Organism: Phytophthora nicotianae INRA-310
Lineage: Eukaryota; Oomycota; Peronosporomycetes; Peronosporales; Peronosporaceae
Exons: 1
Coding region: 164-727 (187 amino acids)
Source: RefSeq, a predicted model, not a curated record
ACUCGAAACCAAAUAUUGGAUGUAAGUGCAGCCCCGUGGAGAUUGACGCGUGUGACCAGGUUGCCAACAGCGAUUCGUUGCUGCAACAAGCUCCAACAAGCACCUCAGAUUUUUGUGUUUCGACACACAACAAAACCUUUAACUUGAUCUCAUUAUUGGCACGAUGCCAGCCAUUUGGUGUCCAGUACAUCACACGAGCCAACCAACAGAUAUCUUCUUGCCUACCGACAUGGCGGACCCGAACGCGAAGCUCAACUCCCUGUUCGGCAAGAAGAAGAAGAAAAAAUCCACGACCGUCAACGCCAACGUCAUCGUCAAGACCAGCGCUCAGAAUGCUGAGCGUGCUGCAGCCGAGCGCGCCGCUGCGGCCGCCCCCAAGCCCGCUCCUAAAGCCGCUGCUCCUGCUGCCACUGCGUCAGGCAAAGUGUUGUCGGACCUGUCCUUGAACAAGGAGGAGGAGCAGGAAAAGUCAGCUUUCCAGUGGGCUAAGCAGCCUAAGAAGUACAAGAAUUCGAGCGAAAGGGAGGCGGUGGCCACCACGUGGGCCGAGCAGGAAGAACGCAACCGCGUGAACCGCCGCAUCCAGUUGGACAACGAGCGCGCUUUCCCGUCGCUGGGUGUGGACGCUGCCAAGGCUCAGCUACAGGGUAUGAAGGCACCCACUACCAAGGCCGUGGAGACUAAGAACGUCUGGGCCUCGUUGCACGACGAUGAGGAAGAGGACUAAAUGGUCCCUACAACACAGGUGCUACAGAGCUCAUUCAGCCUACAGAGUCUGGAUCCGGGCAGAUGAGAGUGCCCAAAGGGGUUUACGAGGCAGUGGUAGGUGCUCUGCCUGGCCGCGACGUGCUGCUGCUCAGCUGGUCACGCAACCGACAGCACGGCAUCAGGUGCAGAAGAAUUGUAAUAGAACGGAGCGUCGAGAGUCGAACCAGCAAACAUCAACUAGCAAAAUACGAAUCGACCGGACGAGUUCCUGCCUUGAUUUCAAUAGGGAUGUACUGAAGUAAUUCAUUUUCUUUCAGGGACAUCCAUAGUCUCAAAUGUGCAGCCCAGGUACGAGCU